Schizosaccharomyces japonicus yFS275 is the source of this 1179-nucleotide messenger RNA. Its product is annotated as ribosome assembly protein. The record is from RefSeq and is a predicted model, not a curated record. The transcript has 4 exons. The coding region runs from base 276 to 1118 and encodes 280 amino acids. NCBI's taxonomy places the organism in Eukaryota, Fungi, Ascomycota, Schizosaccharomycetes, Schizosaccharomycetales, Schizosaccharomycetaceae. Gene Ontology annotation, molecular function: metal ion binding.
GUUUUUACCAAUCCAACGUAAACAUAAAAUUUUCAAUACAUGUUUGUGUUGUUGAAAAAUACAUAAUAGACUUCUGUUCUUCAAUUUUUCUCUGUUUUACGUGACCUCUUAAUCCUAGUACUUUUUUCUUUCCGAGUGUGCAGUAAAACGACAACAGUGCAAUUUGUUCCUCCAUAAUUUUCUGUUCACUUGUUUGGACAGACAGUUAAUCUUGUGAAAAGAACACGUUUAACACCUUGCUUUUUGUGUGUUGCGAGAAGUAUCAUCAUACAGGAAUGUCUUCUGGCGGCUACAUCUUUGGAAAACCGCCGUCGGCAGCAGAAGUUGAAGCAAGCCGCUCCGAGCAAACACAGGAGCCUACCGCUAAAAGACAGCGCAGAUUUAAGAAUCGCAAUCCCACGGAAACACACGAAGUCUCCAACGGAAUAGAGUAUCUAAAACGCCGUAAUAUCCGUCUCGAAACGCCGGCUGAUAUUGAAGCAUGGAUUGCUGAACGGAAACGAAACUGGCCGACUGCUGCAAAAAUAAAGGAGAAGGAGGAACAACAAAAAGACGCAGCCAACAACGAAGAUACGACCGUUGACGGCGAGACAGCAGCAGUAGCUGCUUCGUCUAGUGAACCUGCAUCUCGAACAGCUCAGACCUCAACAUCAGUAUGUCGGUAUUACGCCCGUGGUCACUGUUACAAAAAGGACAAAUGUCCAUUUGCUCAUGUCAAAGGCACAACUAAUGCCUCCGGUCGUAACAAACCGGGUCCGGCAAAGCCAACCAAGGGGCGUGUAACACUCUUUCAAAAGCUUUUGAAAACACAGACAGAACAUGAAAACCUUUUCUUGCUCGAGUUUUUUAAGGCUUAUUUAGAUCAAGAGAAAGCGGAACAAGAGGCGGCAAACAAACAAGAAUUAGAGCAGCAUGAGAAUGCGGCGCAGGAUGAACUAGAACCGAAGAAUGUGACACAACAAGAAAUAGAACAACUUAAAACGGAUCCACAGCAGAUGGAGCAGCAAAAUAUCCCAACUAAUUUCUCAUCGGCAACUGAAGCAACAGCUAUAGAACCAAAACCUUGCGACGACAACCCCGCUAUGACAGAAAGCAACACCUCUAACACUGUACUUUAAUUUUCUAUUUGCACCCUUGCUAUACUAAUACAACUUUACUAACUAAAACGUAGCAAUCCAC